Messenger RNA from Penicillium canariense, 558 nucleotides. RefSeq lists its product as uncharacterized. NCBI's taxonomy places the organism in Eukaryota, Fungi, Ascomycota, Eurotiomycetes, Eurotiales, Aspergillaceae. Gene Ontology annotation, biological process: positive regulation of mitotic metaphase/anaphase transition. The coding region runs from base 1 to 558 and encodes 185 amino acids. Gene Ontology annotation, cellular component: anaphase-promoting complex. The record is from RefSeq and is a predicted model, not a curated record. The transcript is spliced from 2 exons.
AUGAGCAAAGACUCAUCUGCAACACACCUCCACAUGCAUCAGCCUCGGCUGGCAGAUUUCUUUGAAGAGUUCACUCGGCCUCAUACAUCAACAGCUGGGGCCUCGUCAAACCAGCAGAACUUAGCCCAAACAUCAGGUGCUCACCAAUCGAAUGGAGCAAAUGCCGCGACAUACGGUUCCUCCUCGCCCUCGACGAUCCCCUCAUUCCUCCCCGUCGAAGACAUCUACGUCCAGCCACAGUACCAGCCACCCAACCCAGAAGAUGAAGAUGAUGUCGUGCCUGACCAACACGCCGCAUUUGGGAUCACGCGCGCCAUGGAACGCAGACGUGAAGCUGUGUGGAGAGACCUCGGACUUGAGGCGCUGGUGAAUGGGCAGGGGCAUGGUGGAGGUGCGAUGGCUGCGAGUGGAGUAAGUGGUGCUGGCGUCAUGGGUUCUGGGCCUGGUGCAACUCUGCGCGGGAGUGAUGGAGGUGCGGCAUCCGCUGCGUCAGCUGCGGUGCGGGUACGCAGUGCAGGUAGGAAGAUGGGUGGGCGAAGGGUGGUCUGCCUGCGCUGA